Alternaria arborescens is the source of this 246-nucleotide messenger RNA. RefSeq lists its product as hypothetical. The record is from RefSeq and is a predicted model, not a curated record. Lineage: Eukaryota; Fungi; Ascomycota; Dothideomycetes; Pleosporales; Pleosporaceae. The transcript has 2 exons. The coding region runs from base 1 to 246 and encodes 81 amino acids.
AUGCCACAACGCCCACCAACGCCCGCUGGCGCUAGGCAGCCAGGCGCUGAUGACGAAAAUGUAUACAAGGCUAAAGAUCAGGUGGUGGUGUGGGAAAGCGACAAAACGGACUGGACUGCUGGCAAGGUGCUGAAAGCCGAAGGUUCGAGCGACGGUGCGCGAAGCUGUUCUGUGCAGUAUGGCCCGAAGAACAACAUAGACACGUUCAAGUGGGAGAACAUGCGCUUGACGCAUAGGGACGGCUGA